Molecule: messenger RNA, 2925 nt
Organism: Knipowitschia caucasica
Lineage: Eukaryota; Metazoa; Chordata; Actinopteri; Gobiiformes; Gobiidae
Source: the annotation of a GenBank genome assembly
AUGAGCGAAAGUUCGAAUCGAGAGCGCCGCCCCAGGAAACGAUCCGGAGCGGCGAAUAGUGAGAGCGACCCGGAUCGAGUAGGAGGAGUUGGAGACGAUGACCUCCGGAGCGGCGCCAGCGGAGCCGCAAGCGACCGAGCCCUAGAAGAUUACCCUCCGGACCAGCUUUGCAAAACACAAGCAUUGAGCACGGAGCAGGUGGCCUCCUUCUGCCGCAGCCUCCAUGAGAUGAACCCCUCAGAGUGUCUGUCGUCGUCCCCCAGCCCUGACUCCCCCUUCCUCCCCCACCUCCCCCUCACUCCCCCCAAGCAACUCUCUGACGCAGACAAGCUCCGGAAGGUCAUCGGGGAACUGGUGGAGACCGAGCGGACCUACGUCAAGGAUCUGAACUUCCUGAUUGGUCGAUACCUGCGGCCGCUGCAGAAGGAGAAGUUUCUGUCUCAGGACGAGCUGGAGGUGCUGUGUGGGAACCUAGUGGAGAUGGUGCAGUUCCAGGUGGAGUUCCUGCAGACUCUGGAGGACGGGACGAGGCUGGUACCGGACCUGGACCAACUGGAGCGGGUCGAGCAGUUCAAGAAAAUCCUCUUCUCUCUGGGCGGAUCCUUCCUCUACUACGCAGAUCGCUUCAAACUCUACAGCGCCUUCUGUGCCAGCCACACCAAGGUGCCCAAGGUGCUGGACAAAGCCAAAACAGAGCCUGAGUUCAAGUCGUUCCUGGAGGAGAGGAACCCGAAGCAGCAGCACUCGUCCACGCUGGAGUCGUACCUCAUCAAACCCAUCCAGAGGGUCCUGAAGUACCCCCUGCUGCUGAGGGAACUCUACACCCUCACUGACCCGGACAGUGAGGAGCACUACCACCUGCACGUGGCAAUGAAGGCCAUGAACAAAGUGGCGAGUCACAUCAACGAGAUGCAGAAAAUCCACGAGGAGUUUGGAGCCGUGUUCGACCAACUGAUCACAGAACAGACCGGAGACAAGAAGGAGGUGGCAGAUCUGUCGAUGGGAGACCUCCUGCUGCACACCACCGUCUCGUGGCUGAACCCUCCGCUGUCUCUGGGAAAGUGGAAAAAAGAGCCACAGAUUGCUGCCUUUGUCUUUCGGACAGCGGUGGUUUUCAUCUGUAAAGACGGCUCCAAACAGAAGAAGAAGACGGGCGGGGCUCACAGAGCGUCCGUGGCGACCGAGGACAAAGACCCGUUUCGCUUUCGUCACAUGACUCCGACCAACGCUCUGCAGGUGCGCUGUGUGGCCAACGCAGAUGGAGAGGGCUCCGCCGUGUGUGACAUCAUCCACAACAAAUCUGAGUCAGAGGGACGUCCUGAGCGGGUCUUCCAGCUCUGCUGCAGUUCUGGAGAAAGCAGGAAGGAGUUUGUGAAGUCUGUGCACUCGGUCCUGAGGGAGAAGCAGCGACGGCAGCUGCUGAAGACCGAGAGUCUGCCCCCGAGUCAGCAGUACGUGCCCUUUGGAGGCAAGCGGCUGUGUGCGCUGAAGGGGGCGCGGCCCGUCAUCAACCGGGCAGCCUCCGCUCCCACCCGCACUCUGGGCAGGAGGAAGCUGCUGCGCAACCGCUUCACCAUCGACACUGACAUCGUGUUCGACAGCGACCCCGACCUGGCCACCCCCUCGGACCCCCCCACAGACCUGGCCACCCCCUCGGACCCCCCCACAGACCUGGCCACCCCCUCGGACCCCCCCACAGACCUGGCCUCCCCCUCAGACCCCCCCACAGACCUGGCCUCCCCCUCAGACCCCCCCACAGACCCCCCUUUGGAGCGGCUGCAGCGCGCCCACAGCCUGCAGUGUGACACCGACCGCUGGGUGGAGGAGCAGUUCGACCUGGAGCCGUACGAGGAGGGGCGUGACUGGGAGGGGCGGGACCAGGAGGGGCGUUACCAGGAGGGGCGGGACCAGGAGGGGCGGGACCAGGAGGGGCGGGACCAGGAGGGGCGGGACCGGGAGGAGAAGCGCGACCACGUAAAGGAGACAGACAUUCUGAGCGACGAGGACGAAGACUUCUGUCGCAAACUCAGCAAGGCCUCCACCGCAGGCCCCGCCUCCACAGCAGACCCCGCCUCCACCGCAGACCCCGCCUCCACAGCAGACCCCGCCUCCACCGCAGGCCCCGCCUCCACCGCAGACCCCGCCUCCACAGCAGACCACGCCUCCACAGCAGACCACGCCUCCACCGCAGGCCCCGCCUCCACAGCAGACCACGCCUCCACCGCAGGCCCCGCCUCCACAGCAGACCACGCCUCCACAGCAGACCACGCCUCCACAGCAGACCACGCCUCCACAGCAGACCACGCCUCCACAGCAGACCACGCCUCCACCGCGGGCCCCGCCUCCACAGCAGACCCCGCCUCCACCGCAGGCCCCGCCUCCACAGCAGACAACGCCUCCACAGCAGACCACGCCUCCACAGCAGACCACGCCUCCACAGCAGACCACGCCUCCACAGCAGACCCCGCCUCCACAGCAGACCCCGCCUCCACCGCAGGCCCCGCCUCCACAGCAGACAACGCCUCCACAGCAGACCCCGCCUCCACAGCAGACCCCGCCUCCACAGCAGACCACGCCUCCACGCUGUCCCUGGAGAGCGAGGAGCUGCUGUCCCCCCUGGAGGAGCUGAGGAGGAUCAGCCUCAGUGCAGACGAGGAGCAGGAGGAGGAGCAGGAAGAGGAGCAGGAAGAGGAGCAGGAGGAGGAGCAGGAGGAGGAGCAGGCCCAGCAGGAGAUCCAGACUCAGAUCCAGACUCAGAUCCAGACUCAGAUCCAGACUCAGAUCCAGACUCAGAUCCAGACUCAGAUCCAGACUCAGAUCCAGACUCAGAUCCAGACUCAGAUCCAGACUCAGAUCCAGACUCAGAUAGACUUCCUGUCCACAGUCAACACUUUGGACUUCCUCACUGAAUGUUUCGAUCUGUAG